AUGCUUAUAUUCUUUGUAUUUGCAUGCUUAGUUUCAGCUUAGACCAAGCUAAAAGUAACUGGAACCGUUGUGGAUUCGUAGGGUAUCAAUAUUGCAGGAGUUCACAUUACAUUAUUGUAAGAAUUUUGAAUUUACCAAUAGUCAGCAACAAUAAACUAUCGUAAGUGGUUAAACGAAAGAUGAUGGUAAGUAUGAGCUAGUAGCAUAAAUAAACCAAAUUAGUAAUCUAUUUGUCGAAGCUUCCUUAUAUGGAGAUAUACAAGCUCCUUAACGUUAUGCAGCAAAUCCUGACUCUAAUGGUAAUAUAGUCUAAGAUUUUAUACUCACUGUGGAUGAUGUGACAGUAAAUGGACCUGCUGUUUUAGCUAAAAUCAAUGGAUAAUACUUUAAUAAAAAUGCUCCAUUGAAUGGAGGAGCAUCUUAUGCACCUUUAGAGGGUGUUAAAAUAGAUUAUACUAUUGAAUACAUUCUAAAUGGAAAGCACUCAUAUGAUUUUACGAGUAUUACAAAUGCUUAAGGAUUUUCAAAAUUAUUUACAGCUUAUCCCAAAUCUGCUGCUGUAUUGAAAUUUUUAGCAUAAAGUGAGAACUUCUGGAAUUUUAGAUAAACAAAAGAUAAUGAUGAGAAUUACAUAUUGAUUGUGUAAAAAUAAUUGUAUAUUAUCUAAUAGAACAAAUUAAUAUAAAGUGAAUUAUCAAGUCAUAAUGGAAGAAGGAGUAUUCACUCAAACAGUAUUAGGUACAGUGGUAGAUAAAAAUUCUAAAAAACCUUUGAAAGAUGCCAAAGUAGAAGUUACAUUUAGCUCAGAAUCUAAAGGGUAUUAAUAAUUUCUUAUUAAUAUAGAAAAUUAAGUAGUUAAAAUUUAUUAACUAAAGAGGAUGGUAAAAUAGAAAUUUAAUAUAUAAGUAAACUUUGGUAUAAAUUUACAAUUAAAAUAUCAAUUGUUAAAGAAUAUUAUGCUUUAUAUGAAUAAUAAAAAACUAUUGAAAUGGAUCAUGAUGAUAGAACUAAAAAUAAAGAUAUAUUUUAAUUAGGUAUGAUAGAAAUGCCAGUUUAACCAUCAGUAACAUUAUUUGGAGUUGUUUUAGAUCCUCAUUAAAAAGAAAAAGAUCCAAAUUUAAAACCAGUCAUAAAUCUACCAUUAUAAGUUAUAGCAAAAUUUGAAAAUUUAAUUGAAAAAUUUGAAACUCAAACAGACUCUAAUGGUUAAUGGAGUAAAGAACAUUUAUUAUUAUAACCUUCAGCUAAAUAUGAUUUGGAAAUUACUUAUACAAAUAGUUAAAAGGAAAAACUUACUGAUAAAUUUUAAUUUUAAACAACACUUGAACCAAUCUAAAAGAUUAAAAUUGAUAAUUUGUAUUAUUAAGAUGUUGUAAAUGCUGUAUUAACAGGUAAAUUUUCAGAAGCACCUGAAAAAAUAUAGUUCAAAAUUCCAUAUAAGAUUAAUUGUGAUACUAUUGAUUCUAAAUUAAAUUUACCAAAAGAAAUUCUUGGCUAAACUAAUGGAGAUGAAAUUAUUGAUAAAACUUGGAGUGUGGAAGCUAGAGGAGAUAAAGAUAUUAUGUGUUCUAUUUAAUAAUAAGAUAAUACUUAAUUUAUUCAACCUUUCACAAAAUAAUUUACAUUAUAAAAGGGAAUUUGGAAGACUGAUCUAAAGUAAAUUGAUAUUAAAUAUAAUUUAUUUGAAAUUGUUAUUGCUGGAACUGUAUUGGAUAAAACUUAAUUAAUUCCUUUUAUAAGUGGUGCUAAUAUGAACUUUAUUGUUUAUUAGAAAGAUACUAUACAAAAUUCAAUUUAAAGAGAAUUUAAUAUAAAAUCUGAUGAUAAAGGAUUAUUUACAUUAAAAUUUUAAAUAGGUAAAGGAGAAAAAUAGAUUGUAAAAUUAACAGUUUCUCAUCCUGAUUUUAUAGAUUAUAAGAAAGAAGAGUUUCUAAUUUUAAAUGGAAAUGGUCCUUAAACUAUUAAUUCUAAUAGUAUAACUUUAGAUCGUAUUGAAUUUACUGACAUUAUAUUACAUUAUAAAAUUGACACAUUAGAAUAACCAGCCACAUUAAAAUUGAAUUCUUGUAGUCCUUUUAUGGAAGUUGAUAAAUUGUAUAUUCCAAAAUAUGAAUCUAAUGAGUAAAUAUUUAUUUUUUAAGUUUUAGUGGAUCUUUUAAACUUCAAUUUGCAUGUUAUUAAAAUGUAAUCUAUAAAGCAACUUUAGAAAUUACCAUAAAGUCCUUCUCUGCAUAAACAUUCUAAUCACAUUAAUUCACAUGUAUCAAACCUACAAAAGAGAAACCAGAAAUUGAAAUUACUUCUGAUUCUCUUUUCAUAAAAGGGAAUAUAAUUGUCAAAUUCCUUGAUGUUAAUAAUCAUCCUAUCAAAGGAUAAUAAGCUACAUUUCGUACAGAACCCAUUUCCUAAGUUUUAACCCAAUCUUCUGAUGAUUAAGGAAUCAUUAAAUUCAUUGAUACUAAAUUAUUCAAAAAUUAAUAGUAUACAGGUUUUCUUGGUUAUGGAUCAAUUAAUGAAUAAAUCAAGUUUUAUCCAAAAUAAGAUAACUUUGAAGAACAUUUUUAAGAUUAAUAUAUUGGAGGAGAAGUAUAAUAUAAAAUAACAGGAAAAGUGAAAUUAUGUAGAGGAUAAUUAAUCAAUCCACUUUAAAUUAAUGUAAAAUGCUCUAAAUAUCCUGAAUAAAUUGGAAAAACAGAUCUUCAGGGUUCAUUUUCAGUUAGUAUAUAAGCAGUAGGUACUUUUAAUGAUAUUGUUUAAUGUACUACUAAAAUAUCAGGUGAUGCUGAUUAUUCAUUUGAUUCAACCUUUACUAAAGGAUCUUACUCUGUAUAUUAAGAGGUAUCAGUUUGUCUCAAAGAUGUUAAAUUAAAUCUAAAAGGUAAAUUCAUAGAUCCAAUAAACGAACCUAAAUCUAAUUUAUAAUUAACUUUAAAUAUAAUAUUUUAAGAAGAUCAAAAAAAUCUGCCUAAUUUACCAGCCCUCAAAACCGAUGUUCAUGGUUUAUGGGAAUUAAAAGAUUAAAUUGUUAAAGCUAAUGGAAAAUAUAAAUUUAUUAUUAAAUAUAAAAAUGGAGCUGGAGAUGAAAAAACUAUUGAAAAAGAUUACUAAACUUCUGUUUUUACUGUAAAAUCUGUAGAUGAUUAUGAAUUCCCCAAUUCAUUCUAUUAAGAUUUUGAAUAAUGUCAUUUUUUUGGUAAGGCUAAUGAUCCUAAAACUAAAAAUAUUAUACCUUCCACUUUUCCAAUUGUAUUAACAUGUGAUUAAACUAUUUCAAAAGAUAAAAAACCUAUUAAACAAAUAGGAAAGAUUGGAUUCGAUUUAUAAUAUGAUUUAAAAUUUGAUGGAUUAGUUGAAUAUGAUUAACCAAUUUAAUGUUAAUUGAAAUCAGAAAAUGAAGCCAAAGCUAAAUUAAAUCAAAAUUUAUAAUUACAAGGACCAAAAUGGGAAAUUAAAUAAGAUCUAAUAGUUUAAUAUAUAACAUGGUUAAUAACUUUGAAAGGUUAAGUAAUAGAUCCAUUAAAAAUCAAUACAAAUUUAAAAGAUGCAACUAUUACAAUUAUUGUACAUUAACAAGUACCUAAUAAACUAGAAUCAAAAUUGAGAGGAAGAUAUCAUUUAGAUAUUCAGUAAACACAAUUAGAAUCUGUUAAAUCAAAAGAUUAAGGUUAAUAUUAAAUUGAAUUUUAAACUUACAAUUAAGAAGCUUUAAGUAUUGAUAUUACUGCUAAACUAACUGAUUUUAAUGAUUUCAAAUAAUAAAAUGCAUUAAGUAUAGCAGGUACUAAAAAUGAGGAUUUAGUAUUUAAUAUCAAUUUACAAAGAAUUGAAAUACCUGCUAUUUUAAGUUCAAAUGUAGAUGAAAUAGGAAGCAUUCAAUUAAAAACUAGUAAUCCAUUAAUGUAAGAAGAUAAGGAUAAGAAAAUCUAUGGAACUAGUGUAAUUCUUUAGAAGGGAAAGUAUAUAAAUUAUACAUUAUAUUUAGACCAUUUUAAUUUAAUUUUAAAUGCUAUUAGAAUGUUGAGUAUGUAGCAACUUUUAUUUUAACAAAUGAGCAUCAAUAAUCUAUAGAGUAUAUAUCAGAUCCUUUCAAAUGUAAAAUGGCCCCUGAAUUGACUGUAAUCAAAAUUAAAUCUGCAAAUGAUAAAUACGUAUUAAAAGUAAAUAAUACUAAUAUAAUUAGAUAAGUGGUAUAAUAAAAGAUAAAGAAAAAUUAUUUGAUGGUAUUGUUUAAGGGGCAAAUGUAAUAAUAAAUUUGAAAAAAAAUGAUAAGUUAGUUAAAUCAAUAGAAACUACUUCAAAUAAUAAGGGUGAAUAUUAGGGUUCAUUUGAAGUAAAUACUGAUACUUAUCAAUAUGAAAUUAAAGUCACUCAUCCUUAAUUUAAAGAUGGAAAUAUUUCAGAUAAAAUUGUCUUUUCAAAAAAUGAAAAUGUGAAUAGAGAUAUAAUAUUAGAAAGAUAAACAAAUUCAUAAAAAAUUACUAUUAAUUUAUAAGAUUCAAAGAAAAAACCUAUUAAAAAUUCUGAAGUAGGAGCAUCAGAUUUUAAACCAAAAUCAAAUGAUAAAAAAAUUGUGAAGGCUGAUGAAACAGGUAAAGCAACUAUAGAAGUGAGUUGUUUUAAAGAUGUUCAAGAAAGUUUUAAAUUAGAAAUAAGAGUUGAAGAUUUAAAAGAAACAAUUGAAUAGACUAUAAAUUGUGAUGGAAAAAGUUAAGAUCAUUCAAUAGUUACUUAAUUGUAAUAUAUUAAUAUAAAUGGGAAUGUGAUCGAUCCCUAUUGUAAAGGAAAGAGAGAUCUUAAAUUAAAUCUUGAUACUAUUCCAGAGACAUAGAAAUUAAAGGUAACAACAGAUAAAAAAGGUGAUUGGGAAGGUGAAUUACUUGUUAAAUUAAAUUAAGAAUACAAUGUUAAUGUUAAUUAUAAUGGUUGGGAUGGAUAAUUAUAAAGUUUGAAAGAGAAAUAUGUUAUUAAAAGUGAUUAAACUAAUUUAGAUUUUAAAAAGAUUUAUUAUUCUGAUUAAGUUGAAAGUUCAGUUGAAGGUGAAGUUGUUUCAAGUGUUUAUCAUGUUUCCUUAAAAUUUCAUAAAAUAUCAUUGUGGUUUGAUAAUAAGGAGGUUAAGGAAAGUGAGAUAGACUAAUUUAGUGAAUAUGAGAUGAAAUUUAAAGUUGUUGCUUAAUGUAAUAAGGAGUAUGAAUAUCAAAUUUUAAUUAAAGAAACUUAACAUUUUGAGAGAAAGUUGGUAAAUUUAAUUAUUAAACCACCUAAAUAUAAUUAUAAAGUUGAUAUUGUUGUUGAAGAAACUAAAGCAUAUGUUAAUGAAAUAAAGAAUUUCUUUUCAAAAUUUAUGAUUAGUGGAUAUUUAGAAUCAGAUUAUAAUUGUAAAGACAAGUUGUUUAGAGCAGUAUAACAUGCUUAAGUUAAGAUUGUAAAGAAGUAGGAGUCUGGUGAUAAGGUGAAAGCUGCUACUCAUACUAGAGACGAUGGCAAAUUUUAAUUAUAUUUCUUUUUAUCUAAAUCGUAAUUAUAUUUUAUUAAACAUUUUAUUAGAUAAGUGAAAAAUAAUAUAUUUGUGUGGUUACAUUUUGAAAAAGAAGGAUUUACAACUCCAUAUCCCCUAUUGAUCAUACCAUCAUAAUAUGAAAAAUUUUAAAUGGAUGACGAAACCAUUACACAUAUAGAUAUAGGUUAUUAAUCCAUAUCUCCUAUUCGUGAUAUGGGUUGUCCAGAAGAUAUACCAAAGAUAUCAAAUAAUGAGUAAUAAACUAUUUUGAUUGAUUACAUUAAGAUGGGAAAGAAAUAACUCAAAGGUAACAACAACUGAUUUAUAUAUCUAUAUAUUAUUAUUA
Molecule: messenger RNA, 5843 nt
Organism: Paramecium primaurelia
Lineage: Eukaryota; Ciliophora; Oligohymenophorea; Peniculida; Parameciidae
Source: the annotation of a GenBank genome assembly